AUGUAAACAAGAUGGCGUCAAGUCCAAAGGAAAAGUUUGAUGCUGCUGUAAAAGUUAUACGAGGGUUGCCAAAGAAUGGUUCCUUUCAACCUUCACAUGAGCUUAUGUUAAAGUUUUAUAGCUAUUAUAAACAAGCUACUGAAGGGCCAUGCACCUCUGCUAAACCAGGCUUUUGGGAUUUAGUCAACAGAAAAAAAUGGGAAGCUUGGUCAAGUUUAGGUAAUAUGGAUGGUGAAAAGGCUAUGCUGUUGUACGUGGAUGAGUUGAAAAAAGUGAGCAUUAAUGUCCGGAAAGUUUACUAUCCACCACAGAUUGUUGAGACUAUGCCACAGACCAAUGAUGUGUCAGAGUUUUUACAAAAGUUGGAUAAUUUUUAUGAAAUGGUGGAUGAACAGGAAAGCUUCAAUGACAAUAAACAUGUAGAACAAGCUGGCUUGAAUGGGUUAAUAGCAGUUAUGAAAGAUGUGCGUGGAGAAGUUGAGAAUUUAUGCAUAGAAUAUGAUAAUCAUAUUGUAGAUAAAAAUAAUGCAGGAAAAAGUGGAGAAUGGGAAGAGCUAGAUAAUGAGUUGUCUAAUACUUCAAUUGUUGAUGCAAGUGAUAGUGAAACUGAUGAAUUUUGUGAUACUUCGGAUGAACCACUAGAGUCGGUUCAUCUUGAUGACACAGCAGUAGUGGUUGAAACAUCCACUCCAGUGGUGAGGAAUAAAACUGUUCACUUUGACACAAGGCCAGUUACCUAUAAAGAUAGUGAGACUGUGAUUUGUCAGGAAAAUUCAACCAGUUUCUCCCAAGUUCACAUUGAAAAAACAUCUUCAUCUCAACGUUCCAAUAACACUAAUACUUCUCCAGACCCUUCUCAACAUCAACAGGAAGAUAAAGUGGUCAACAGGAUAUUGAGAGAGAGUAAAGAGAUGACACGUGGGACAAGAGAUGCUGGUAGACACACUCACAUUGACAUGAGGCAAGCAAAUGGUGAGUUGCCAGGGUCAUCCACUUACCAUAAAAGUCAUCAGCCGGUUAAAUGUUGUAGUGUAAAUGAGAAAAUGAGUCUAACUGUGCAAAGACUUCAACAAGAUGUCAAAGAAGCUCAAAAGAGAAUUCGUCAUUUGGAACACAAAGUGGUGGCUAAUAAAAUGUGGUGGUGGCCAUUUCCAGAGUUAUCUGUGAAAUCUGCAGUGAUUAUUCUCUUAUGGCCUGUCAUCCUACAUCUAACUUUGCGAUAUAUUCAGCAAAGGCACAGAAAACAAUAAGCACUCAGGAAAAAGAUUCAAGAAAAAUGUACAUAACAAAUUAGACACCCAUGUUGUUAUGACAAUAAAGCUCCAGUAUUUUUAUAGUUUUGUAAUUUUGUAAAAUGUUGACCUUUCUACCUUGUACUGGAAAAUGACACUUCUUGUUCUAAAAAUACAUGAAGUUGUGGCUGUGAUAAAAAUUUGGUGUAGACAAAAACCACCAAAUGAAACUUUGUUAACCUGCUUUGUCUUAACUGGUCCAGUAAUUGAGUGUAUAGACAAUAUUCGUGAUGUAAGAACUUGAAAGAAGAACCAGCUUGUUUUACUUCAGUAGAGUUCUUGUCAUUUUGGUCAGCUAGGGAUUUACAUUUAUUCAAACUUGAACUAUUCAUCAAUCAAUGUUUUAAGUUACUAAUGGUGUAUUUUAAAAAGUUGUAUCCAUAGCGUGCAAAUAGUUUGAUCACAUUAGCUCAAGUCAAAUCCAGUUUAAAAUCUGUUAAUUGUGGAUGAUCCAAUUGCAAUGUCUUUACUCAAUGUACUAAUUCAUGACAGUUGCUGAUGAUGUAAGUUGCAUAUAUUGUUAUAUUGUUACAUAAAACAACAGUACAUUCCCAAUGGAGGGUUUUUAAUUUGUCAACCCAAGUCAUUUUUUGUAUUUGUUGACAUGCAUUUGAAAAUUAUCCUAUUUUUUAAUGGCUGAAAUUCUUAGUGUCUAAUCUUCUUUCUUUAUUAUUAUCAAGACACUGAGAUUCAAUUAUUUUAUUAAGUUAAUGAAUAAAUAAAUAAUCCAUUUCAGGGGUUUUAUUUUGUUGAUAUUUUCAUUCAUCAAUAAAAUGUUAGUCUAGUAACAAAUCCAAUGUUUCCAUUCACUUGAAAGCACUCUUGAAAUCAUGUGACCCCUUUUCUAUAGCGAGUCACGCAUAAAACUAACAUCUCUUGAUUCAUCAUUAUGAGUUUAACAGCCAAUUACAUUCAGUCAAUUUUUAUUUUCAGUGAAUUCAAUGCCAUACUCAAAAUACUGUGACAGUAAAAUGACAAUCCAUUAUGUUUAUAAUUAUUAUAUAAUAAGCAAGCGAUGUUAUUCUUAUUAGCAUAAAUACAACACAGUGUAAUACACUGUCAUCAGCUUUAGGGUUAAAGUUUUAUGACAAUAAGCUCAUUAUAAUCAGCCAUUUGAUUAAGCUAUUUGUUCACAUGCCAUUUAUGUUUUCUUAAUUUGUCAUGACAUGUAAAAUACAGAAAAUUACUAUGGGCUUUCAAAAUUAUUUAUUUUAAGAAUGAUUUGUAUUCUUCUUAACUGAUCUAGGCCAUAUGAAAUUUUUUUCUUUGAAUGCUGAAAAUUAAAAUCUAUUUUUAAUUUUAAGAACAGAAAUUAUCCUUUUGUUUUAAAAUUGGUGAUUUCCCCCCCCCCCC
Messenger RNA from Physella acuta, 2645 nucleotides. RefSeq names its product acyl-CoA-binding domain-containing protein 5. Gene Ontology annotation, molecular function: fatty-acyl-CoA binding. Gene Ontology annotation, cellular component: cytoplasm. Lineage: Eukaryota; Metazoa; Mollusca; Gastropoda; Physidae. Gene Ontology annotation, biological process: fatty acid metabolic process. The record is from RefSeq and is a predicted model, not a curated record.